This is a messenger RNA of Suillus fuscotomentosus, 2961 nucleotides long. RefSeq lists its product as uncharacterized. NCBI's taxonomy places the organism in Eukaryota, Fungi, Basidiomycota, Agaricomycetes, Boletales, Suillaceae. The transcript is spliced from 10 exons. The coding region runs from base 1 to 2961 and encodes 986 amino acids. The record is from RefSeq and is a predicted model, not a curated record.
AUGGCCAGGACAAUCAUAAAGGAAUGCACUCCUAGGGGCACAGCUCAGUUGGUGGAACGGAAGCCUAAGAAAACCACCCGAGGUCUCAAACCCAGACUUGGAUGUCCAUUUCGAGCAUGGGGGGCAAGGGCCCAUUCCAUUCCCAAAUAUGAGGAGGCAGAGGAAGAAAACAAAGGCAAGUCUGUUCCCACAUCUCCAUCCCCAUCAACUGGUUUCAAGCUGAUGCCAUCAUCCCAGGGUCCAAACAACUACCUCAGGGAGUGGAAACAAAGGACCGAGGAUUAUCUGGAUAUGUUCAUGGCAAGAAAGGCUCCUCAUUCAGACAGGCAUGUCCGACUGCCGUUUCAUAAGAUUAGUCGAUGGAAUGGAGACUUCUUCGAGGAGAGCUCAUUGACGAGAUUGGGCAUGGAGUACCACCUCGGCCACAGCGGACUCCCAUGCCCGAUGAAUGCUGGAGGACCUGAAGAGAUCCGUCGGGAGGAAAAGGAUGUCUUUGACAACAAUUCGGUGGAUAUGCCAGUAGUCGAGGAAUUUACUGAUGAUGAGGACGCCUCUCCCAUCGACGGUACGUCAGGACACAAGGGAAUGCCCGUCGUCGGGUGCAUCGUGCGGGUAACAGUGGUUGACAUCACAGGCAUACAUUAUCUCAUAAUCUGUUUCUGCCAAUGCACCGAUGCUCCUGAUGCGGAGAAACAGUUGUUUCAAAUGGGUUUGUUCCCGGCCUCUUUCACCUGGCCUAGGACCACAUUCACAUUUGCCUUGCUGGAUGAUUUUGCACUUGACAAUGUAGAGUCCGGCACUUCUGCCAUGAACUAUUACAAUAAAUUGCGGCGGAGAACGUCAAGCAUAUUCCCUCACCUAGUACCGGAUAGAUACAGGGAAUUGAUGAGAGUGGCAAGGCAAUGGUGGCAGCUGAAGCUUCUCAGAUGGAAUGGUUUUGCUCACAGCACAACACAUCCUAAACCAGGCGAGUUGGGUCUCUUCUGCCCGACAUGCCCACAACCCGGGAUCAAUGUCAUGCUGCCAACAGAAUACAAUGAAAGGAAGCCGAGAUGGCUGUACGGCCACUCAUUGGUCAUGGACGGAAAUUUCAAAGCCGAGCAUCUCCACCUGACAAAUCCAGAUGAUGAAGUAUGGCUCAUGGACGGCCUCGGGUUCAUGGUCGGUAGAAAACGGUACAAGGCUCACUUGGCCGUAGCAACAGAUUCAAUGCAAAGGUCCGAGUGCAACAACCACCGGGCGGUAAAUCAGGCCAAUGCAUCUCGGCACAAACUAGAAGCUACAGGCAUCGGUGGAUAUUUUCAAAAGGGCGAGAGGCAAAUGAACAUGGACUACGCGCUUUGCAAUGCUCUUGGGUACAACACUGAAGGAUUGGAAACUGCUUUGACAUUUUACGACGUGAAUUGCCAGUACAACAAAUAUCUAUUGCGUCGGGUCGAGGAGAGCCCGUAUCUGGCAAUCCCAUUUGGAAUGGAGAUCAUCCUGGGAAUAGGUCUUUGGCAUGUGCACGGUCACCAGGACCAGUGCUACGUGAGAUACGCUUCGAAUUUUAUUAUGGGAGCAGCAAGAAUCGAUGGGGAGAUCAUGGAGACGCUGUGGGCACCUCUCAACAUCAUAUCUCCAUCCUGCCGAGGGAUGUCCACUCCUCAUUGGCAGGAAUGUCUUGACUACCAGAUGAACGACUGCAAUUUCAUGAAGAUGAUCAGAAUGAGCAUAUUUCUUUGUCGGAAAUACAAAGAAGCCAAGCGAGGUGCUGCCGAGAGCAGCGAAGCCUUCAACAAAUUGAAUGAGACCGCGGAUCCUGACAUGGUGACAGAAUGGCAUGAGCAAGAAACAGCUGCUAAUGCAUCUCGGGCAGAAGACCCAUUGUCCAUGGAUAUAUAUGAGGUUCAGUUGGAAAAAGCGCCGAGUCGGAAACAAGUGGAGCUCGAUAUCCUCCAAUCUCAAGGGCUUCGACCCGAAGCUCAUCGCAGGCUUGGCGCUGCCACCUGGAUAGCAUCUGGCAUCACCAUUGAGGAGUCACAGAUAGCUUUGGCCAUGGACAUACAAAAGCUCGGCAGACAUCCUACCGAGACUCAGGAACUGUCUAUCGCCUAUUUUGAUGCGGAUGAAGAUGUGCUGGACAUGAAUUUAGCAUUUGUUGACGAUGAUACAGAUGCUCCUGAAGACGAUUGGGAGGAACUUGACAUAGAGCCCUCGGAAUAUCGUCCCGCAGAAGUCUUUUGCCCCGAGAUUACUGUCAUUCCUCUUCCAUCAAACAUUGGCUUGGCAUGGCGCAAUGAACUGUCGGUGACAGACCUCGUUGCACAGGAGAUUACCCUGAGAGAAGGACAGGCCAACGAUCUUUUGCACCUACUCCGGGUUCAUCUCGCAGAUAAAGCUGUUCUCUUUCGCACCACAGUCCGUCCAGCCAAAUUGCAGGCCCGGUCAACCAGGGCCUGGGCGCAAGUGCAUUCAGUAGAGCAGGUGAUCAGGCUCAACAGCCACAUAUAUAUCAAAUGUCGGCAGCAGCUAGUCAAAUUAGAGGCCUUCGGCCUAUUGGAAAAAUAUCGGCAGUUGGAUAAGAAAGACUUGAAGACCAGUGCAAGGGUAGCUGACCCUAAUUCUCGGGGGCAAAGAAACUCUACUCUUUCAUGGUUUUGGUCAUUCGAGGUGCAGGCUGAUUCCACCAGCAGCGAUUGGAUGACCGAAUGCAAGGUGCAUUGGCUCUGCACGAAAUCGUUGCGCGACCAUUGGGCCGAGGAGUUAUUAUUAGUGGAGCAUGAAAUGCGAUGGACCAUUGAUUUUUUCAUAUUCAAAAGCCGAGCAUGGUUGGCCAGAGCUGAAGCAGAUGCAGGCAACAGAGAUUGGGAUGGGCAUAAAUGCUAUGCAGUUAGACAGGCGCAGGUGUAUCAGGAGCUGGCUGAUGCGGCUGAUACCAGCUUCUCCAAAGUCAACCCAGAAUUCAAAUGGAAUCACUGA